AUGGCUAAGGAAGCGCCUGCAAAGACCGGUCUGGCCGUUGGCCUGAACAAGGGCCACAAGACUACCGCUCGUGUCGUCAAGCCCCGUGUUUCCCGCACCAAGGGACACUUGAGCAAGCGAACCGCCUUUGUGCGUGAGGUCGUCAAGGAGGUUGCUGGCCUCGCUCCCUAUGAGCGUCGUGUCAUCGAACUUCUCCGCAACAGCAAGGACAAGCGUGCCCGUAAGCUGGCCAAGAAGAGGCUCGGUACCUUCGGCCGUGCCAAGAGAAAGGUCGAUGAGCUCCAGCGCGUCAUCGCCGAGUCCCGUCGUGCUCACUAA
Molecule: messenger RNA, 318 nt
Organism: Trichoderma gamsii
Lineage: Eukaryota; Fungi; Ascomycota; Sordariomycetes; Hypocreales; Hypocreaceae
Exons: 3
Coding region: 1-318 (105 amino acids)
Biological process (GO): cytoplasmic translation
Cellular component (GO): cytosolic large ribosomal subunit; ribosome
Molecular function (GO): structural constituent of ribosome
Source: RefSeq, a predicted model, not a curated record